Molecule: messenger RNA, 6234 nt
Organism: Nematostella vectensis (starlet sea anemone)
Lineage: Eukaryota; Metazoa; Cnidaria; Anthozoa; Actiniaria; Edwardsiidae
Product: heterogeneous nuclear ribonucleoprotein L-like
Exons: 23
Coding region: 39-2528 (829 amino acids)
Biological process (GO): regulation of RNA splicing
Cellular component (GO): nucleus
Molecular function (GO): mRNA binding
Source: RefSeq, a predicted model, not a curated record
ACCGUGUGUUAGUAUGAGGAAAGCCUGUGAAUGAAAACAUGGCAGAAGUCGAGGGGAUACUAGCUGGCAUAGAGAGCCCGAACAAACGGGCCAAAAUGGAUAGUGGACUUUCAGCUACUAAUUUCGACGAGUCCAAGUUUGCUCGAUAUUACAGAACUGUGGCGGUUUCCUCCGCCAAUAGCUCACAUUCAGCAACAGUUGCAGUGACAGAAUCUACGAGUGCGCCGACCUACUAUUCUUUUCCUUACGCGCAGAACUCUAUACCAUCGUAUUCAUUUUCCUAUGCGGCACAAAACGAAAGCUCACCCGUCUACACAUACAACACUGCCUAUGGCUACGAUUUCAACUCGUUAAAUGGAUAUCACACAGGUUACUCGACUAGUACAGGUAUUUCAUCCACAACACUUACACCGUCAGUCACGUGUUCACUGACGUCAUCCAGUGCGUUCCCGCUGUCCACAAGUAACGUUGCUCACCACAACACGCCACCCUCACGAGUCAUACACUGCCGGGCGGUAGCCGACGGCUGCAAAGAAACGGACCUCAUUCAAGUGCUGCAACCUUUCGGCACUAUAACUUAUGUAACUUUGUUACCUAAAAUUAGACAAGCACUUGUGGAAUUUGAAAGUCUAGAGUCAGCUAUUGCUGUUGUGACAUAUUCGCAGACCAGCCCCCUCACCGUACUUGGUAGACAAAUGUUCGUAAACUACUCAAAGAGUCAAGAGAUCAAGAGGGACAAAGUCCUGAAUGGCGACAGUAACGGAGCGUGUGCUGAGGCGAGUAACAUACUCCUGCUCACCAUCAUCAACCCGCUGCACCCCAUCAACGUGAAAAUCCUUCAUAAGAUUUGUAGUCCCAGUGGCAAAGUGCUCAGGAUUGUUAUUUUUCACAAGAAUGGACUUCAAGCGUUAGUGGAGUUCGACUCGGUCGAGUCCGCAGAGCGAGCCCUGGCUGUGCUAAAUGGACAGGAUAUUUACGCCGGCUGCUGCACGCUCAAGAUUGACUAUUCCAAGAAGGCCAAAAAACUUAACGUGUUCAAGAACGACGACGAGACGUGGGACUACACCGGAGCACUGAACGGCACCUCCGGUAUACCCAGCAAGACUGCCCUCUUGGGAACGGGUCUACUCUCCGCCAUAUCUGGAAACGACUCCCCAGACUCGUCAGAGCUGAAUUCACCACCUAAUGGUACCAUAUCAUCAAUGAAUGGCAAACUGACCGAAAACUUAGGAUCGACAAGUAGUUCAAUUCCCCUGUCAACUGAAGUCAUCGCUCGUGCCGCAGCCUUUCCGACUGUUCAAAGUAUUCUCGCCAAGGUCGCGUCUCUUCAAAGCAACAAGAGCCCCACAGGAUCAUCACCAAGUCCUCCUGGCCUUACAGCCGAAAGCGCUAAGACCCUCCUUGGCUUGUCACCCUUCAGCCUAUCACAGCCAGGGCUCCUGGGGGCAUUGCCAGGCCUUAGUCAGCAGACUCAGCUAACGAAUGGGGUGCACGCCAGUGCCAUGUCCUCACCCACUCUCAGCUCCCCCGACUGGGGUAAGAGCGUGAGCAGGGUGUGGCCAGGGCUAGAGGCACAGCCCGCCCAGACGCCUACCACGACCCAAGUCAGUACACAGGCACUGAGCACUGCAGGGGGGACUGGUUGUGUGCUCAUGGUCUACGGACUGAAUCACGAGAAGAUGAACUGCGAGAGAAUAUUUAAUUUAUUCUGUCUCUAUGGCAACGUCAUCAAAGUAAAGUUCCUGACCAAUAAGCCAGGGGCUUGUAUGGUUCAGAUGUCAGACAAGAUCGCCUCAGAGAUGAUAAUUAGAAAUCUAAGUGGAGCCACGAUAUUCGAUAACAAGAUCAAUAUUAUGUUCUCCAAGCACCCCUUCAUCGCCGACUCGUCAGUUGUGACCGCAUUACCCGAUUCCAGUCCCUCUGCGAUGAACUUCGCCGACAACAGAAAUAACCGGUUUAAAUAUCUUCCUGAAGGACAGAGUUUAAAGAAUCGAUAUCAACCACCCACGAGAAUGUUGCAUUUCUUUAAUGCUCCACCGAAUUGCACCGUGGAUCAGCUAAGAGAUGUCUUUGUCAAGGCAGGGGCGCUAGCACCACUUAAAGGAACAUUCUUUUCCAAAGCAAACACGAAGUCAUCAGCUGGGCUUUUGGAAAUGCCGGAUAUCCGGUCUGCCAUGGAAGCCCUGAUUCUGACUAAUCACUACACCAUCAAUCCCCCAGAUAAUUCUGUGCUAAGCAGCCGUGCAGUAUCCACUGGAUUGUAUGGAGGCGGCUCGUUCACUCUGAAGCUCGCGUUCUCGCCAAGUUCCUCCAUCUCUCCUACAGCACCAACAGUUGCGCCCGCGGUAGCAGCAGCAGCGGUUGCCGCUGCUAGCAUUACUGGGAACCCGUUGGGCCCUAUUGGCUCCCCCAUGCACGUCCUCACGACUCCAGGGAGCCCCAAUGGAAUGAUGCCCAACGGGGGGAUGGACCUGAAUGACAUGGAGCAGCACCUGGGCAGUCCUGAGCACAAAUCUGCCAGUCCUUAGGAGCUCAAAGUACCGGUAUUCAUGACCAGUUUAACAGGUUUUCGUGAUGACGUAUUAUAGUUGUGUGUUUUCCCGUAAUAGGAGCACAAACGGUAGAAUUUAAUUUAGAAGAAUUUAUAGAACUAAUUCUAAUGAAAUUUCCCUAUGUAUUACUUGGAUUCCAAAGAGAGUAUAAGAUAUAAAUCAUAUUUUAGGAUAAAAGAUAUAUUAGCAUGCACCAUGAAUUCAGACUUUGCUGUUAUGUGAUCUGUUUUCACAAAAAGUGAAAUUUAAUCAAAUACACUGGACCACGGGUAUUUAAUGUGCGUAUCUGAAUUUCUAUUAGAAAUGAGAGAUACUUGUUAACGCGGCUAGUGAAACCGUGAACAGCGUGAACAGUGAACUGUUUACCUUUUUUAAUGGAUAUAGAAAAACUGUUAAAGGUUCUAUUGAGAUCUUUUAGUGUGGACAUGUAGCGGUACUCGAUAAUGGCUCCAGAGAACAAAAUUAUAUUGGUUUUGUCAUUCUUUUGUAAAAAAAAAAUUCACCACGAUCACGAACUUAAAGUCUCGCGAAAUGUGCCGUGAAAAUUUUCGCGAAAUGUCAGAUGCGCGAAAAUAAGGUAGACAAAAAAACUAUUUAGGCUAGGCCCGGCAAGGUAGCCGGGGAAAUCCGAAUUUUGUUCUAUUUCGACUCUCCCCCAGGCUGCUUGGCGGGAGAGCAUUCUUUCCACAUUUUCGCUUUUCACGGUUUUACAGGUUGUGCUGUGAUAGUUGCGGCGAAAACGCUGCGAGCGGUAAUAAUUCGGUCAUGUGAUUAACCUUCUCUGUGCAGCCUUUUCCCGCCAUUUUGCCAAGCCUCGCUCUAGUGCACAUAAUCUGCCCCAGGGAGGUCCACUAAGUUUCCGCGCUAUUUUUUCAUAAAAACAAGUGAGAAAAGAGAGAGUAAGGAAACGUGCAAAGUUCAAAAUACCUUAGGUAAAUUUGUAGAGACGUCGUGCGUGCUAGGACAUUAAAAACGUUUCAUUAUUAAGAAAAAAAAUUACCACACAAUUAUUUCAGCAAACUUAUGAUAUUUUUUCUGCGAUAAAGAAAUGCUGAGAAUAUACUUUGCCCAACGUUAAAGCAAAGUCAAAAUAGUCACGUCAAAUCGAAGCUAUUAUUGUUUUGCCAGUUUGCAUAAGAAAAUAUUUUUAUAUUAUUAUUGUAGUUAAAGUCUUCGCUUGCUAUGUCGCAAAAUUCAAAUCUGGAAAUGAAACAGAAACAAAGAAAGUCCACAUUUUCAUCGAUUUGGUUACCUGUUUCGCAGCAAUCUUGGAACAUCGAGAGGAGUGAUAGAUUAUGGCUAAUUCUGUAUAUGUCCUCUACUAUUUGAGGUCAAAUUAAAUUUCUAUUUGUUUUAUGCUUUAGCAGAUUCAUGCUGCCAUAUAUAUAAAUAAAUAUAUAUUAUAUAUUGUUAUUGAUAUAGAUACUUUGUUAGUUCUAGCAAUAGUGUCAGUACAAAAUCUCUUACAUUUGUCUUCUACUUGAAGCUUUGUUGAACAUCGCUGCACCAAGAUGGAUAUUUGUAUUAUGUCUAGAACAUAUUUCUGGUGUACAAAGAAAUCUUUUGAUUUUGGCUCAAUAAUAGGCGAUAGAAGCAUAACAUACCUUUUAGCAAACUGGCCCUAAUAACGGACGGCCUUCACAGGUGGUACCUACUUAUGGACAUAAUUUCAAACGACCUUUCUACGGUCAACACUGUAGACUUGGUGUUAACACGAAGACACCAACAAAAUAGGAUUUACGUGCGCAAAAACUCAAAUCUUGCAAGUCAAGCAAGAAAGAAUUCACAGAAGCUUAAGGUUAAGUAACUGCUUCAUUGCUUUCAAAUUCAGAGAACUCGGAGAACGUACCCUUGAAAUAUAAAGUGUUUAAAAAGUGGCCGUAAGUAGGUUAUUGACUAAAAAAGGGGCACCCACGGUGCCAGUUGAAAUUAUUUUUUCAGUAGCCAGAACUAGAAUUUUGAGGAAUAAAAUUAACCAGUUCUUCAACAGGGCUAGUCCAAUCAAAAGCUUGAUAAAUUAAUAUUUUAUCCGUGAACUUACCUAGUCAGUCCAGGGGGUUUAGAAAGGCAUUGAUGUAGGGCAUAUCAGGCACAUAGGUUGACAUUCUUCUGAGCUCGCGGCCAUAGUGUGCUAUGCUAAAGGGUAAACUAUUGUUGAUCCUUUUUAUUCAACUCUGAAGACAGAGCUGUAGCAGGAGUUAUUGGGGAGGGGAGGGCACGAAACAGGAAUUAAGGAAAUAUUGGGGGCACAGUCGCGCCCCUAUUGCCCUUAAUGUUUACAAAUAUUAGAGAGGGCCGCCCCCCUUUCUGCGGCCCUGGAAUAGAAUAGUCCGAUGAAGCCAUCUUAACAGCCCUGUGCUAGGAUUAGAGUAAUUUGUUUUAGGGCCAUCUUAACAGACACUAUUAAGCAAAUUUGAUAAAUCACCAACAGAGGAAAAUAAAGAGUCAAAUGUCUUUUUUUAACUUUAUAGCUUACAAUUAUUGUUGACAAGAAUUUAUUAUUAAUAUUAUUAUUAUUAGAUAUUAUUAUAUUAUAUAUUAUAUUGCUCAUAUUAUUGAUAUUUUUUCACAUUCGUCUCACGCAAGUGCUCGUUCACACAAAUGUAUGUUGUUUUACUGUAAUGAUUCCGAUGGCAACUGUCGUCAUAGUUAUGUGCAAGCCUACGAGCAUAGUCUGGGCCGUUUCAGGGCAGAAAACAAAACUCUUCAUUUUUUUAAACUAAUUUCUAACUUUUUUGCAUAAAAUAAUGUAUUGACUUCGCUCUGGUUUUGCUUGCAUUUCUAUUCAUUCACGAUAAAUUAUUUACUCCUCGCCUAAUGCUGUAAUCUUAUCUUGUUUGAACCUUGAAAAUAGUCCACGACCUUUAAAAUACCACAGCUAACUAAACUUCUGUAAUGACGCGGCCAUUGUACCUCCAGUCAAGCGUUGAAUAAUGCGCUUUGCGAAAAUAAAAUCGUUUACAUAAACGCUAGUCCGCGAAAUGUCGAACGGUUGACGAUGCGCCAGAAUUUCUACGCUCAAAACACUACGACUAUGUUUAAGCUAUACUUCGAAAAAACGCUAAAAACACACAGGCAACCGAUUAUGUAUUCACAAAACCAUUUCAUUUCAAAACCAUGCCAUUUCACCAAACAUGCCUGUUCAGCCUUAUGGUGGGAUGGCAAUCCUAAUAGCAUUGUAGCGAGGCACGCAAGAAAAGCUACUAAUGUAGAAGGGUUGAAGGAUUGUUCAGCAUCAGCUAGCAUUCCAUUUGCAUGAAAGAAAAACUUUUCACGAAAUUUUUUUAUAGAAUCUCCAAUAAUUUCCAAAUAUAGUAAUUCGCGGAGAGUUUUUUUCCUCGAAUUCCCAAAUAACACUCGUUUCACGUAUUUUUUCCUAGAAAGGAUUUCUGCAUUGUAGCACAUGCUUUGCUGAAUGGACAUUCUAACGUUAGAGAUCAGUAAGAUGACGCGUGUGCCAGGUACUGCUCGCACUCCUGUUGAGCUUUCAGUCAUCAAACAAGCGAGAGAAAAAGCUUACAGUAGAACAGGUGGCAAGUCAGUUUGACUGAUUGCUUGCAAAGCAUGCUGGACCUUAGCUUAGAGGAAAAUAAACUAUGUCUAAUAUAGCGUACGUGUAGGAGGAUCCUAUCCAUAGCCAUAUUCACGUCAUAUCGAUAAUAAAAUCAAUGUUCUGCUAUUA